Molecule: messenger RNA, 657 nt
Organism: Drosophila takahashii
Lineage: Eukaryota; Metazoa; Arthropoda; Insecta; Diptera; Drosophilidae
Source: RefSeq, a predicted model, not a curated record
AUGUUUAAGUUCGGAAUGUAUUUUUUGUACGCGUUUGUCGCCUACAACCUGCACGGAAUGGUUGAAUCCCAGGAUAAUAGGGAUUUAGUGCGCGAUCUAAAGGAUCCUGAAUCAAUGCGGACUUUAUACGAUCAUCUGCAGCAACAGUUUAAUUAUUUGGGUUUCCUUUUGAAGAAUGAAAUCGAGAACAUAAGAAAAGAAUCUAUAAAAAAGCUGGAUGAAAUGCAAAAAGAAACAUUGUCGAUUCUGAGAGGAACACAGGCCAAUAUGGACAAAAUCCAACAAGACGGAAUAUGUGUUCUUACUGAUGCCCCCAAUCAAUGUGGGGCUUUCUGUCUGGCCGCCCAGGGACGUCUCUUCGAUCACAACUACGAGGUUCAGCAGCAGUUGAAAGAGCUUUCUGAAAAACUAAAUGAAACUCUAACCAAGAUGGACAGUGUUGAAAAAGAAACGCAGAGCCAGAUCGAAACUAAACUGGAUAUGAAAAGCUCACCUGGUUUCGAAAAGAUCGGAUCUAGAUAUUUUUAUAUCGAAAAUGAUGAAAUAAUACCAUCGGCAAUCAGGAAUGUGUUGCUCUUUAUGAAGGACGUGUGCACGACAGGUGGUGUGAUGAACAGUUUUAUUCCAUUUGCCAGUCAGACGAUACCGUUUAAUUAA